AGCGCGCGGAUUGUCAGUGGGAAUGUGGUGGCAGCCUCGAGCGCCGGCUGAAAGAGAAACAGAGAGAGAGAGAACGCGCGCGCGAGCGAGAGAGGACAGCGAAGAGUGGGUGAAGCGCGAGACGUUUGGCUCUAACACGGUGAGACGGGGCACAACCGGAAACCAGCAGGACCUCCUUCGCCACCGUCAUCAGCACUAUCCCACGGAGUCGAACUGCGCGCGAGAACCUGCUUCUCCACAACCACGCGCAGGCAUGACUUCUGCCCUGUUUUCAGGCGCGAGGAGGACCGAGGAGGCAGCGCGUGGAUGCGCGAGGGAAACUGAGUUAGUUUAGCCAAAAGCUUCAAAAAAGAAGUACAGACCACAAGAGGAAGAGGAGGAAGAGGAGGAGGAGGAGAGAAGCUGCCUUCUUCGCGACUGGCACGAGUUCACAUUUAAAUAAAUAAGUAAAUAAAUAAAUAAAUAAACCAACCAACUCUGCUCGCGCGGGACGGCGAGGAGCGCGUGACUUGGCGCAGGAUGUGCUAAAAACUCGAAGUGCACCGGCGUCCACUCCGAACCUCUCCGCGCGCUCUGGCCGAUGGGUCACGGUGGGCCGGAUGGCGUGCUACUACCUGGUCAUCAGCUCCACGCACCUCAGCAACGGCCACUACAGGAGCAUUAAAGGAGUUUUCCGCGGUCCGCUGUGCGCGAGCAGCCGGGGGGAGUCGCCGGACUAUGCUGAAAAGGAGAAAGCCAUAGCGAAGGCUCUAGAGGACCUGAAGGCGAACUUCUACUGCGAGCUCUGUGACAAGCAGUAUCAGAAGCACCAGGAGUUCGACAACCACAUCAACUCUUAUGACCACGCGCACAAACAGAGGCUGAAGGAGCUUAAACAGAGAGAGUUUGCGCGCAACGUCUCGUCUAAGAGCUGGAAGGAUGAGAGGAAGCAGGAGCGAGCAAUCAAACGACUCCAUCAACUUGCCCUGCUCAAGCAGCAGAGGGACAGCGAAAAGGGAAAGAGUUCAAAGUUAAGAGCUCCAGCCAGAGACUCUCGUCAAGAGAAAAUCAGACUGAAUGGAAAUGACAAACCAAGCUCCAGGCAAAUUUCAUCUCGUCAGGGCCAAACUGAGACGCCAUCCUCUCCAGACCUAACCUCCAGGGGUUCUUCCUCCAUUCCUGUGUCCACCAAUCAGUGCUCUCUCCAGGUUCAGCAUUCCUCACCAGUCCCUCAGGUCCCAAAAGAACACCGGCGCCCUAAGGCAGGGGUCUCAUUCUGUUUCUCCAGGCGAGCUCAGUUAAAGCUGGACUCCUGUGCAUCAGUGUUCAAUGAUGGGCUGGAUGAGGCUAGUGACCUGAAGGAGCUCCAGCGACACCGGCAGAGACUGGCUCUACAAGCCCUUUGGGCCCGAUCUCCCUCACCCACACUGAGUCAGGAGGACCACAAUCUAUCCCUGGAACCAGAAGCCCUAGACAACAAUCCUCUACAAAGGCGACAGCAGCCAGAUCAGGAUGACAGCCUUGAGAUUCGAGUGAACUACUGUACAACAGAGCCAGAGAGGCAAGGCUGUCCUGACACACAUCAUCCAGAAGCUGAGAAGCAGCCAGAUGGUCCAGAAGACAGAGCAGCUGAUCAGUGCCAGAGACACAGGCAAGAGGAGACUAAAGGGGAAUGGGUAUUGCUGGAGAGAAGCAGCCCAAGGAGCCCCAGCCUUACUGCUCACACACAGAGUGACUUGGCUUCUGAUCAACUCCACAUACACAAGGUCUCACAUCAGGACUUACCAAAAGGCAUAAAGCAGGACACAGUGAAUGUCAAAAACUGUCUGUCAGACACAAAGAUAGCUGAGGAUGGUUUGGGGAGUAAGAAUCUUCCUUUCAUAAAUGUUCUUGGUAAAGAUGGGACUACACUAAAAUGGCCUUGUGAGCUUAUGCAGUACACCUCAGAUGAGCCUCAUGUAUCCUACAGCUGCAACCCACACUGCUUGAAUUUCAAAUGCGCAGAAGGCAAAGAGAAAAGCACAGAGUCAGGGGAGACAGAUGUCUGCGCUGUCUCCGGCCUCCCAGCCCAGUCCGACCAAGCAGAGGAGCAGGCCUGGGAUGUUCUGGAAGAUAAAUUAGGUAUUUUAAAACCAAAGAGACCCAAAAACAGGCGGUGGAUGAGAGCUUGUAGGCGUAAAUUAGAUGCUGUCAGGAGGCACCGGGUGGGCUGUGCUCUCCGCUCCCAGACACUUGCCAGAGGACACUUUGAAUUCAAAGGCACCUCAGCAGACGCGACUUGCAGUGAGCAAGGAUGCGGCGAAAAGGGGCGCAAGCUUGGGAAGAGGAGGAGAUCAGUGAGGGAUGAAGUUUCGAAUGAAAGUGACACUCCAGAACUAAGCUUGAAAAGCAUCGUCAUCAACUCCCUUUCUGCCCCAGCAAGGCAAAGGCGAAAGCGGCGGAGGUUACCGUCUGCUCUUCGUGCUGUGAAACGCAGGACUGUUCCACCCACUACUGUUCAGUGCACAGUGGGGGAUGAGGAUAAUUACCAGUGGUGUCGUAACAUCUGUGAGGCUAAACGAGACGCUAGCAUGACCCCCUACAGUGAGAAGUCCAGCUCGUGGAGCAUCCUGUCAGACUUGAGCUCUGAUGGGGAAUGGCCUGCUUGCCAGUGGGGGAGAUGCUCUUCUUCUCCUGGGUCAGCUUCCUCUUAUUCCUGGAGGAGAGGACAUAGCCAACCCUGGUCUUACAUCAGAAAAUCCAGUUACAGCUUCCCUUGCUAUGGUUACAAGCAGAAUUCAGACAGCCCAGGUAGAGAUACUGAAUACAGAGAGGACUACUGGGAUUACAGAGACUCAGAAAUCUGCAGGGAGAGGAAUUACUCGGGGGUUUGUGACAGACCCUGUAUUAUUGAGCGGAGAUACAGUAUCAGAAAGCAUAAGAGAGCUCUAGAGGAGAAUAGACAUAGAUUUAGAAAUAACCGAAAGCCAGGGACAAAGAGAAUAUGCUUCUACAGAGUCUAUGACAGCCCAGAACACCAGGACACUGAAAGAGAUUGGUGGUGUGAGAGGCCCAGCCCUGACAAUAGGAGGCGUCGAGAAAGAGACAAGUUCUGGUUAAGCCCAGAGAUCAGUCACAGCAGGCGGUAUGAGCGGUCCAGCCCUGGGUCCAGACAUAGCCCAGCUUCCUCUAGUACCACUAGCAUUUCAGAGCUCAGCGGAGAUUGCAGCUCUCACAUUAAGCCAUCCUAUUCUGAGCAUAGCCAAGAUCAUCACAGCAAUUUAACAUGGCCAACCGAUAGAUCUACCAGGACCAAAAUUUCCCAUUCUCCACCAAGAGAGAAGAGUUAUUCAUCAUCACCCAUGUCUAUCGCAAGAACAGAGACAGUGCAGACAGAUACUCGAUCCGUUAUUUCCAGUUCUAAUCCAAAUGCAAAGCCAGAACCUGUUACUCCCAACUCCACUGCUUUUACAAAGCAGAGCACAUCACCUAAUAAAAAACUCACAGGCAACAAAACACGUACUUUUUCACUCCCAUUGAUUGGUAAACUCCCCUCUAUAAAAAGAGGAAUAAAACAAACAGGAAUUCUCAAAGAAAAAAGUAGCAGUCGCAAUAACCAAGUCCAAAUAUCUGUCAAUGGUCUAUUAAAACCCGAAAGCCAAGCAUUAUCUGAAAAUGGACAUAGCACAGCCACACGGACAGAAAGACAUAAUUCAUUAAACUCGUUCCAAACUUGUCUACUGAUCACUGAUGAGAGAACAGCAGAACCUUGUGCAACCUCAGAAAACACACCUAACUCCUUGUCUCAUGAACACCUUAUGAAAACCAUGGAGGAAACAUCAGAGACUUCAGAAAAUCAGCUACCAAGGUGCCCCACUCCUCCCUUAACAGAACAGCCAAUAACAUUUACAGAGGAGGAGAUUGACAAGUACAGACUUCUCCAACUUCAAGCCCAGCAGCACAUGCAGCAGCAGCAUCUCCAAGAGCAACAGGAUAUGCCCAGACAACAACCCCCUGUGGAUAUGCCUCCUAUGAACCAUAUACCUAUACUUGCUCCAGAACCUUCAAAUCAGUCUAUACCUGCUCCUUGUCUGCCAUAUGCCAUACUUCAGCACGGAGCCCUCUCAGCCUUUUCCUCUGCCAUCUCCUCUCCUUCAUCCUCUUUUGCAUCCCACCAUUCCCCCACUGCACACCCUACUCUCCAUACCCCUCUGUCACAGCCACACUUCACUCCUUUUCCAUUCCCCAGUGCAUUCUUUCCAGGUCCCCCUGCAGCAGUGCUGGCGGCCCGUCCCCUCCGCCUGAUCCCAGCGGCAUCCCUUCACCAGCACCCUCAUCCUCCUGGGCUAGCCCUUCACCCCCUGCCCCACACCCACUUGCUCCCAACUGUAUUCACUCCGACACACACGGCUGCUGCUGCUAUGCUGCAAAUCCACCCCCUAUUACACCCUCUGUUCCACAGCCAGGACCUUCAGAACCACCCUGGUCCUUCCAGCUAGUCUUGGUUGACAAUAAGAGGAAGGAAAAAGACAAAUGGAUAUAGAGAGAAAUAUUCCUGAAAAGAAGAGAUAUUCUUACACUGGUACUCAUAAGCCCUCUCUAACCAUAGUAUCCCAUACAUGGUCUCGCCAUCAUUCUCAGUCUCAGCCAAAGGUUUUGGUGAGGGUUUUUUUCUUUGUGUGUUUUUUUCUUGUUCGUCUGUUUGUUUGUCUGCUGAAUCUGUGAACGGCAGUGUAGGUGUUUGUGUUGGCCUGCCUUGACACCCCAUUCUUCGUGUCAGAAGCUUGAUUCAUUUGAGCAGAUGGGUAAAUGUUUUUUACCCUGCUUAAUCUGAGCUGUAACCUAUGGUUAGAUGGCAAUUUGAUUGAAGUCCCUUCAAUUAGUACACAGCACACAGCAUUUGCAUAUCAUAAGGGAUAUGCUAAUCGGAGGGUUAUUUUCAUCCAGGUCUGAGAGCCGGAGGAGAUGUCAGACAGCCAAAACAAAUCAUGGAUUUGACUUUAGAUUUUGGGGGGGUUUCAGGAAAUAUAGUUCUGCAUCAAAAUGAUCGACUUUUCAUGUAUGAAGAUGGAGACGAAGGGUAGAUACUAAAGCGCAGCAUGCAAAGAAUUUGUCGUGUCUUAUGAACCAAGCAUAUUGUUUCUCUCUCUGUCGUUCAGUCCAGUGAAGUGAGGUGAAACACUGACUCGAUAGGCUGCAGUAUGGAGUUGCAAUAAUGUUUUCAAUCUAUUUAAAGGUCUAAAGCCUUCAACUGUAUUUAUGUACUGUACUUUCUAAUGUAAAUACAACAAUUUAACAAAAGAAGGUGCAUACAACCUGAACUCGGCUGAAUUAUGUUCCAGAGACUUUGUAUUUACUCUUAUUUUAUUAGAGCCAAACGUUUUCUCAUCUGUAAGAUAAGGUCAUGGGAUGAAUAAUAAACUGAAUGUCAUUUAA
This is a messenger RNA of Pygocentrus nattereri (red-bellied piranha), 5394 nucleotides long. Its product is annotated as zinc finger protein 804B. The record is from RefSeq and is a predicted model, not a curated record. Bases 600 to 4457 code for a protein of 1285 amino acids. The transcript is spliced from 4 exons. NCBI's taxonomy places the organism in Eukaryota, Metazoa, Chordata, Actinopteri, Characiformes, Serrasalmidae. Gene Ontology annotation, cellular component: nucleus.